Chelonia mydas (Green sea turtle) is the source of this 627-nucleotide messenger RNA. It is a transcript of the gene TIMM10, whose product is annotated as translocase of inner mitochondrial membrane 10. NCBI's taxonomy places the organism in Eukaryota, Metazoa, Chordata, Testudines, Cheloniidae. Gene Ontology annotation, biological process: protein insertion into mitochondrial inner membrane. The transcript has 3 exons. Gene Ontology annotation, cellular component: mitochondrial inner membrane. The coding region runs from base 86 to 514 and encodes 142 amino acids. The record is from RefSeq and is a predicted model, not a curated record.
AGCUGAGUCCGCCACAUACCGGAAGUGGACCGCUCUCUCCCCCAAACCUGACUCUAUUGUACCUUGGAGGAGAGAGGGGCCCAUUAUGCCGGAAGCGCCUGUUCCUCGCGUGUUUCCGGUUGGCGGGGGAAAGUCACGUUACAUCCAGGAGAAAGGGGCCGGCCUGGGCUUGACCUCUGACCCCGGGGAGCAAGUCGCUGCUUCCCACCCCAACGCCGGGGACUUGGUCACUUGGGGCGCGAUGGAUCCGCUCAGGGCCCAGCAGCUGGCAGCCGAGCUGGAGGUGGAGAUGAUGGCUGACAUGUACAACAGAAUGACCAACGCCUGUCACCGGAAGUGCGUCCCUCCCCACUACAAGGAGGCAGAGCUCUCCAAGGGGGAGUCUGUGUGCCUGGACCGCUGCGUCGCCAAGUAUCUGGACAUCCACGAGCGCAUGGGCAAGAAACUGACAGAGCUUUCUAUGCAGGAUGAGGAGCUGAUGAAGAGGAUGCAGCAGGGGGCAGGGCCAGUGUAGGGGCUUCCUCUUGAACAUGGACACCAUGCAUGAUUGGCCCAGUGGCCCCAGCAUUGCACCCUGGACUCAAGCCUGUGCCCCCCCAUCAAUAAAACCUCUGCAGUUGUGUAUAA